AUGGGUCGAGGCGUGUUUGCGGGCAAGGCCGCUUUCGCUCAGGCGACUCCCAGUCUGAUGAUCUUUUGCACCAUCUAUGCCCUUGGAAGCAUCUUUUUCGGAUAUGAUGGAGCGUCGUUCGGUGGCGUCCAGGCCAUGGACCCUUUCUUGAAGACGUUUGGCAAGUGGAACAAAGAGAAAGAGGCCUACUAUCUGCCGAGCGAUUUGCAAUCUCUGAUGAACAGUUUACCUCUGAUUGGAAAGUUCCUUGGAACCGUCAUCGUUGGCCCCAUAAUCGAAAGGUUUGUGAGUCUCAAGCCCCGUGGCUCUCCAUGUGAGGAUUGGCUGACAGCCAUACAAGUCCAAGUCACGAGCAAGAAUCCAGCACAGUUCAUUGUGGGCAGAUUCAUGGUCUACACCGCCGUCGGCCUUGUUGAAAAUGUGCGUUUGACCCCCACAUCGCCCUCAACAGCAAUGUGUGCUGACCGUCCUCAGGUUGUUCCGACAUACCAGUCUGAAAUCGCCCCCGGAGCCCUCCGCGGCCUUCGUUCGUUGAUCGCAGGCAUCGUGAACGAGUCCAUGUCCAGAAAGACAGAUAACUCUGGCUGGCAGAUUGCUACAGCUCUGCAGGCCCUCCCUGCUGUUAUUAUUCUCUGCCUGCUCUUCUUCACCCCCAACUCACCUCGUUGGCUCAUCUUUAAUGACCGCUAUGAAGAGGCACUCAAGGUGCUGAGAAUUGCCUGCGCCAUUAUGACCUUCCAACAGCUCACCGGCGUGACGUUUAGCUCUUCCUACGGGCCAACCUUCUACCGCUCUGUCGGUCUUUCAGAUAUGGCUUUUGUCUAUGCGGUGGUCAACAACGCCACAUCCGUCGUGACAGCAAUGAUGGCAAUGGUCUUCCUCGACAUGUUUGGACGUCGAACUCUCGUUAUCCACGGGGGCUGGUCCCAGGGAGCCUUCCUCAUUGCGAUUGCUGCUUUGGGCCGCAUCAAGAACCCAAAUGUUCACGAGAGCAAUGGAAUCGUGGCUGGUAUGCAAUUGUAUACAUGUAUCCUGCAUAUGACUCUCGGCCCUGGUGCCUACAUUACGGCUGCAGAAGUCGGUACCCAGGCUCUUCGUGAAAAGACGAUGGCUGUUUCUACGGCGUUGAAUGUUGUGGUUGGCUUCGUUGUCGUCUUCUGUACGCCCUACCUCCUGCGCGAGAUUGGAUCCGGUCUAGCCUACAUCUGGGGUGGCUUCGCCAUCAUAACUCAAGGCAUGUUGCUUUUUGCUCUUUUUGCAACCUUCGCUAACCAUGACCAGGGCCGAAAUUUGGAAGAGAUCGAUCAACUAUUUGAGGCCAACAUCCCCGCUUGGAAGUUUAAUAAGUAUCAGACCGGAGGUCUCACUCAUGAGCUAGCCGUGCUAGAGAAUGGGGAGACCCCUGGAAAGAUGCUGGAUGAGGAGGCUGAUAUCGAUCGCGUGGAGAAUGCCUGA
This is a messenger RNA of Fusarium vanettenii 77-13-4, 1455 nucleotides long. RefSeq lists its product as uncharacterized. Bases 1 to 1455 code for a protein of 484 amino acids. The record is from RefSeq and is a predicted model, not a curated record. Gene Ontology annotation, cellular component: membrane. The transcript has 8 exons. Lineage: Eukaryota; Fungi; Ascomycota; Sordariomycetes; Hypocreales; Nectriaceae. Gene Ontology annotation, molecular function: carbohydrate:proton symporter activity. Gene Ontology annotation, biological process: transmembrane transport; carbohydrate transport.